CGUGCCCCAUGGCGCUGGCGGCGGUCCGCGCGCGGGUGCUGCGCUCCUUGAGCCGCUCCCCGCUCGCCGCCCGGCGCUGCGGCGGCUCCGCUCAUCUCCCCCCCGGCGUCUACGGCGCUUGGCAGGAACGGGCGGCCCGCGACCCCGCCGCUUUUUGGGCGGAUGCGGCGCGGGGGGCUCUGCGCUGGGACAGCCCCUUCCACACGGCCCGCGAGGCCGCCCCGGCCGGCGCUGGAGCCCGCUGGUUCCUGGGCGGCCGCCUCAACGUGUCGGUAAAUUGCUUGGACCAGCAUGUUGAAAAGUCUCCAGACAGAGUGGCUUUGAUAUGGGAGAGAGAUGAACCUGGAACUGCAGUGCAUGUCACAUACAGGGAACUUCUGGAUCUGACGUGCCGUCUUGCCAACACCCUGAAAAAAUAUGGGAUACAGAAGGGGGACAAGGUUGCCAUCUAUAUGUCCGUGUCUCCCCUGUCUGUGGCAGCCAUGCUGGCUUGUGCCAGGAUUGGUGCUGUUCACACCGUGGUCUUCGCGGGAUUCAGCGCAGAGUCCUUAGCUGGAAGGAUCAUGGACUCUGAAUGCAAAGCAGUUAUCACCUACAACCAGGGAGUCAGGGGAGGCCGAAUCGUAGAGCUGAAGAUGACAGUGGAUGAAGCUGUAAAGAACUGUCCAAGUGUCAAGCAUGUCUUUGUGGCACAGAGGACAGAUAACAAAACCCAGAUGGGUGACCUUGAUGUUCCCCUUGAAGAAGAGAUGGCCAAGGCAGCUUCUGUAUGCACUCCAGAGAGCAUGGACAGUGAAGACAUGCUUUUCAUGCUGUAUACCUCAGGCAGCACAGGGAAACCCAAAGGAAUCGUUCACACCCAGGCUGGAUAUUUGCUGUAUGCUGCUCUCACGCAUAAGUAUGUGUUUGACUAUCAGCAAGGUGAUGUCUUUGGCUGCGUGGCUGACAUUGGCUGGAUCACAGGACACAGCUAUGUUGUGUAUGGACCGCUUUGCAAUGGAGGCACCACGGUGCUGUUUGAAAGCACUCCAGUGUACCCUGACCCAGGCCGUUACUGGGAAAUGGUACAAAGGCUGAAAAUAAAUCAGUUUUAUGGAGCACCUACAGCUAUACGCUUGUUGUUGAAUUAUGGAGACAAGUGGGUGAAGAAAUAUGACAGAUCAUCCCUGAAGACCCUGGGAUCAGUGGGAGAGCCUAUCAACAACGAGGCUUGGCAGUGGUUCUACCACGUGGUGGGAGAAGGGCGCUGUACCCUUGUGGACACUUGGUGGCAAACAGAAACUGGUGGCAUCUGCAUUGCCCCACGGCCUUCAGAGGAGAAAGCUGAUAUCAUUCCAGCUAUGGCUAUGAGACCCUUCUUUGGGAUUUUCCCUGUUCUGAUGGAUGAAGAUGGAAAGGUUUUAGAGGGCAAUGAUGUGUCUGGUGCACUCUGCAUCACGCAGCCGUGGCCUGGCCUGGCAAGAACAAUCUACAGAGAUCACCAGAGAUUUGUUGAUACAUAUUUCAAAGCCUAUCCAGGUUACUAUUUCACGGGGGAUGGUGCUUACAGAACCAAAGAAGGCUAUUACCAGAUAACAGGGCGCAUGGAUGAUGUCAUUAACAUCAGCGGACACAGGCUUGGAACAGCAGAGAUAGAAGAUGCAAUGGCUGAUCACCCUGAUGUCCCUGAGACAGCUGUGAUUGGGUAUCCCCAUGAAAUCAAAGGAGAAGGUGCCUUUGCUUUCGUAGUGCUGAAAGAGCAGACAGCUCGUAUAGACCAUGUCAAAGAAGAGCUCAAAACUAUUGUGGCUACCAAAAUAGCAAAGUAUGCUGUGCCUGACCACAUUCUGGUGGUGAAACGCCUUCCUAAAACCCGAUCAGGGAAGAUCAUGAGGAGGCUGCUGAGGAAAGUAGUCACUGAGCAAUCAAGUAACAUGGGAGACGUCACCACACUUGACGAUCCAAGUGUCGUCACAGAGAUACUGGAUGCAUACCAGAAAUACAAAAAGGAGAAGAGUUCCUCAUAGCAGAUGCCUUUGGAACAUCUCUGCUCUGGAAAUGUGGAGGGUCUCGAAGGAUGAGCCAAACAACAUGGUUCUCUCUUGGUGCAUUCUGCAAAACUCUGUUCCCUUCUAGAGAAAUAGGAUUUCUUCUCCACAAAGUGUUUUGAGUUGUUCAGAGCUAGGAGCCAUCUGCUUGCACAGUCAGGGAGCUCCUUUUCACUGCUUCUAGGGCAGCCAUUGGCAGUUUCCAUUAGCUGUGGUGAAAAUAAUAUGAGGUAAAACAAGAUGAAGAUAUUAAUAUUUCUCAUUUCAAUGGUUUUAUACAAGGAAAUGUUUUUAUACUAUACUUUCGCUUUUUUAAGAGCAGCCUUGGAAUACAUUCCUUCUAUUUUUCCUUCAGCUUGGAUAUCCAGGUUCAAGUUGUUUUUAACUGCAACUGUGGUGCCUUUUCAGCAAUGCUGGGUUUUUUAGUAGAUAUUUCACAUGUAUUAUUAGGGAAAUGAGAAGGACAUGGCUAAUCAGAUAUUUAUCUCAUGUUCUGAUAAUUCCUGUGGCUUUCCUCAUAAUGACUUGUGCCUUCCACUAUAUUUACAGAACUUCCCUGAGAUCAUGAGCCUGUGUUUCAUCAUGUCACACCUACACAACCUAGCGUUAGCACUUCCAGCUACAAAACUGAGCCACAAAGCCUAUCUCUGAACUCUGCACAUCCUCAGUGCAUUGCCAGUUGUGUAUGAGGGAACUGGCUAGAGGUGUUUUCAUUCUGCUUUAAGAAACUGAGAUCACCAACUGGGAUUUUAGAGCAACUUUCCUCUUCCUCAUUGGUGAUGAUAAUUUCUGUAGUUUUCUUUAUUUCUUCAAGUCAUUAUGAAAAGGAAACCAUAUUUACUUUGCUGUCUGUUAGAGGAGCAUGGAGGAGUAAAAUCCCAAAGUGCUCAAGAAACGUUUGAAGCUAAAGAGAUGUGCUAGAAGGUUUGUUGUGACUUGCUGAGUUCUAUGAUUUCUAGUCAGUGAAUGGCUAUUUUAGCCCACUCCCAAAUGAUCUAUAAUCAGACAGGCAAUCAACAAAGACAGGCACCCAAUUUGAAGGUAGGUUGGUUCUUUCAUCAGAAGUUGUCUUAACGCUUGUCAUUUCAAGAUGUGCCCUGUCAUGUCUGUCACUUCCAUAUGCUGCUGUGCUGAUCUUCCAGCACAUGCCAUGCUGGUACACACAGAUUGCACAAUCCACAAGAAGGAAGUAUGUCUUAGAUGCUUUCUGGGAAAUGAUGGUUGUAUUCCAGACUAGCAACCUCAGAAUAACAGGAAACAAUAGUCUUUGUCUUUCAUAUGCUUUCCAAAGCAAGGAGUGGUGAGUUUUUGGCCAGCAGAGAUUGUUGUUGGAUUUUUAAAUCUAAAUGUUUCCAGGGUCUGGGUAAUACAGCAGGGAAGAUCAUACUUUGUUGUGAUUCCCAUCCUUCUGACUGCAAUCCAUUUUUGCCUGAGGGAAGUAUACAGCCUGUGGACUUUGUGGGAAGUUGAGGAUCAAAAAGUUUGACAUAGCUGACAGACUGUUAAUAUUUCAGGAGACGGCCACUACAUACAUCCUCUGUUGCCACUGCAGAAAUAAAACCCCUCUUCCUUAAGUGAUUUUCGAGUGGGAAGCUGACAGUAGUUGAUGCUUUUGACAGAAAAAGUAGACUCUCUUGUUUAGACAGGCUGUCUGCACACACACAGUCUCCCCCACACAGUCUGAAAUAUAGGGUGGAGAAAGAGAAGUGGUCUUUGAACAAAAUCAUACACUUUAUUUUUAAUCAAGAAAGCAUUUUCUAUGUUACAGAAUUUCCUUGUCCUUUGGACCUGAAAUUUCCAUGUGAAGUUCCAGUAUUCACUGACAUUUGAUCUAAUUCAUCCGAACUGCCUCACAAGGACUGGCUGUGUGAGGAGCUGUGUGCUUUGGUGCACUGAGACACUGUUAUCCAAUUCAUCUGAUAAGGGAAAAGGGGAGAUAAGAGUACUGCUUCACCUGCAUCUGUGUAUUCUGAGGCCCCUUUGGAUGCUCAUAGAGAGCACAUGGUACUGUCAUAGAAUCAUAGAGUCGUCAUGGUCAGAAGAGAUCACUAAGAUAAUCAUGUCCAAUCAUCACCACUAACCAUGGCUCUCAGUUCCACAUCUCUACAUCUGUGGAACGUGCAUUAAGUUUUCCAGCCUUAGAAGUCCUCCUUUCAUCUUUUUUUCUGUAACCUCUAAUUGCAGUGGUUGCACUACCGGUGCUAGUCUGAGUUGAGCUGAGCAUUUUGCUAUUUCCUGGAUGUGGUGAGCACCAGCAUUGGUGUGUUUGUCAAUAGUGCUUUCAGCUUCAUGUGCAGCUGUUUCAUCCCCCGUCCGGACUUUGCUUUGAGGAGGGACUCAGCCUGUAGAACUGGCACUGAGGUCCUCAGUUCUUGCAAUACUAGGAGGAAGAUGUCACUAGCAAAAGACUUCAGGCCUGUUGUCUUUUGAGCUGAUGCACUCUCAUCUGUGGAGAAGGUAGCUGUACUUGGAAUAGUUCAUAGUGGGAUCAUGGGGAUUCUCUUGUGUGUGGUUGCUUCAUUUGGGAAAGCAAAACUGAUGGACCUUUGUACAUCCACGAUUAACGUGGGGGUGAUGUGCUAGGUUGCAUUUGUAACCUCAUCAGAAGAGUUUCAGAGUUAGUUUUACCUGCUGCAGUCUGACACAAAGGGCAAAUGAAAACAUUCAACAAGGGACACAAGGCCUGCUAGGGGAGCGGUGCCUCUAUGUCUGUUGUGGCAGCAUCUAGUAGUAAUAUAACCUUGCCGUGCCCGUCCAUCAUGUUCUUACCUCAUUUUCCCACUCAGAUGUACCCAUGAAACCUGAUCUUGGUGUCUUUUUUCCCACCCGAGAGACCAGACCACGAUUUUCUUAAUUUUAGGAAACAAAAAGGCAUCUCCUUGUUGUACAGAUUAAUGCUUCAUUUUGCUGCUGUUGUUGUUUUAAUUACCAUACUUCGCAUUUAUUGUCAUUGACCGAAAUCCGCGAUCUCCGUAUUCAGAUUUUCAUUAAAAGAAGCAUCCACUUCU
This is a messenger RNA of Phasianus colchicus (ring-necked pheasant), 5035 nucleotides long. RefSeq names its product acyl-CoA synthetase short chain family member 1 (gene ACSS1). The record is from RefSeq and is a predicted model, not a curated record. Lineage: Eukaryota; Metazoa; Chordata; Aves; Galliformes; Phasianidae. Gene Ontology annotation, molecular function: AMP binding; acetyl-CoA synthetase activity. Gene Ontology annotation, cellular component: mitochondrion.